Aspergillus uvarum CBS 121591 is the source of this 1044-nucleotide messenger RNA. RefSeq lists its product as uncharacterized. Gene Ontology annotation, molecular function: oxidoreductase activity, acting on paired donors, with incorporation or reduction of molecular oxygen; heme binding; monooxygenase activity. NCBI's taxonomy places the organism in Eukaryota, Fungi, Ascomycota, Eurotiomycetes, Eurotiales, Aspergillaceae. The record is from RefSeq and is a predicted model, not a curated record. The transcript is spliced from 3 exons. The coding region runs from base 1 to 807 and encodes 268 amino acids.
AUGCUAACAUUCACAACCGUUGCCCCUGUGGCUGUGAUCCUGAUCAUGGAUCGAGCCACCGCGCCCACCUCCAGCUCCACGAGCAGUACGGCCCUGUGGUCCGAACUGCGCCUAACGAAGCCUCUUUUAUCAGCCCAACAACAGAUAUAUGCCACGGAGGCCAUCAAGCGCGACACUCAACGCUUCGUGCGGUUCCUCGAAGGCAAACAAGACAUCGCCAACUAUGACCAUGAGUCCGACCACCGACGGUUCCGCAAAGCAAUAUACCAGGCAGUCACUGGCCCCGCAUUCUUGACUCAUCAGGCGGUCAUUCGCCGGAACACGUCAGUCUUUCGUAAACGACUCGACGCUGUCGUGGUGCAAGGAAAUGGUGAAGGUCGGGUAGAUAUGACCAAGCUAUACAGCUGGUUCAUGCUCGACCUGGCAGGGAAUUUGAUCUGGAGGGAGCUCUUCGGCUGCUUGCAAAACAUGGAAAGCCAUCCGCGGCUCGCAGCAAUGGGAUUCAUGACCUUCGGGACCUACUUUCGCCUGGUUGGCGUAUCACCUCUGCUGCAGAAGCUGACCCGGUCGGUGAUCCCCAAGCGCAUUCGCGACUAUCCCCGCAGGGAGAGCGUCUUCUCCAUCAUGCGCCAGCGCAAGACCCUCUCCCCGACGGAGAUGGACGCUAAUCUGAUGGUGCUGGGAGUCGCCAGUAGUGUGACUGUUCAUUCUGCUGUUCUGACCGCCACGGCCUUCCUGGCGGUGCACAAACAGUGCGAAUAUCGCGCUCCCUCGGGAGACAAAGUAGAGGACUACAACUUUGUAUGAGGCCAUCGGACUAUUUCAAACCACGAAGAACGAUACAUUGCCUCUCAAAUCAGUCGAGCUGCGACCCACAUGCGCAAUGAAGUCGCCGGGCUCGAUCGCGUAUUUCAUUCCCGCAUCCCAUAGCCUAAGACUACUUAUCCUGACCUUCAUACUGACUGUAGCAGUCUCACCUGCCCGGAGAAAGACCUUCUGGAAGCCCUUAAGCUGCUUAUUGGGCGUGACGUCUGAAGAGAUCGG